Molecule: messenger RNA, 519 nt
Organism: Penaeus indicus
Lineage: Eukaryota; Metazoa; Arthropoda; Malacostraca; Decapoda; Penaeidae
Exons: 3
Coding region: 1-519 (172 amino acids)
Source: RefSeq, a predicted model, not a curated record
AUGGCGACCCUGGACAACACUGGCCGCGGCUGGAGGCUGGAGGCGCCUUUGGUGUCAAGGCCAGAAACACACCAAGCAUAUCUGUCCCUAAAGUACAAUGACGAAAGUAAAGAAACUCUGCGGGCACAGGCUUCGGACAUGUCGCUACUUCUGGUGGUGAGUGAUGGUGGUGGUGAAGGCAGUGGUGGUGAAGGUAGUGGUGGUGAAAGCAGUGGUGGUGAAGGCAGUGGUGGUGAAGAAAGUGGUGGUGAAGGCGGUGGUGGUGAAGAAAGUGGUGGUGAAGACGGUGAUGGUGAAGGCAGUGGUGGUGAAGGUGGUGGUGGUGGAGGCGGUGGUGGUGAAGAAAGUGGUGGUGAAGGCAGUGGUGGUGAAAGCAGUGGUGGUGAAGGCAGUGGUGGUGAAGACGGUGGUGGUGAAGGCAGUGGUGGUGAAGGCAGUGGUGGUGAAAGCAGUGGUGGUGAAGGUAGUGGAGGUUAUGGGCGGGUGGUGGUGAACGUGGUGGAGGAAGGGGUUGAUUGA